GUUCCUUAUCAAAAACGUUGAUUUACUCAACCAAAGUAUUUUCGCUAUACGGCAUGAGUGCGAAUUUGAUUUGUGUUUUAAUUUUAUUCUUUAUUUCUUUUUCAUCUUGCGGUUAUCAGCCUACGGGAGAUGAAGUACAGCCUGGUAGUGUUUUGUUACCAGCGACACGACGAGGAAGAUAUUUGGCUAAUAUAGUGAGAAGACAAGCCGUCGAUGGGACAGGAAUCAAAUUCAAUAAGGAUGCCGAUAGAAUGAAUGCAGAAGCAAAGAAAAAAGUAGAUGUGUUAUCGGAGGAGCUCUUGCCAUAUAUAAUAGCAGAACAAGAAAGACGUACAACUCUCUAUAAGAGAAUUAUGACAGCUAUACAAAAUGGAGAAAAGGGUGUAACUAUCGCAGAGAUGAGGAGUAAACCUCCCCUCAUUAUAAGAAAAGGAUUGCUAUACCGAUGUCCAACUAAUCUGUUGCCCAAAGAGCCUGAUGGUUCUGGUUUAAUAAUGUGCGAAGAUGAAAUCGAGCCGACGCAGAUUAUGUAUGAUUCCUGCCUUAGUGCUGAGGAUAAGGAACUAUAUGUGGCUGAGAAUAAAUAUUUCUUCUGUAAUCGUCAUAAAAUAGAAGGCCCGGACUUGCCUCGUAACGGUUCAACUGUGAUUGGUUGUGCACCUAUUGAGAGAACAUCCCUUAAUUAUACAACCAGUCGAUGUGCGUUAGAAGCUACUGAUGAUGUCGUUGUUCAUUAUCGCUACUAUCCAGAUAGAACAUAUAAAUUCGUCACGGAAUUGGAUCCAGACAAAGAAGUUUGUGAUCAUUGGAAUCCUUGCCAAAUUGGAUAUAUUUUCAGUCUACCUUCACCAGAUCAAGCGAUGCUAGCGAGUGAAUUGUGGCGUGACAGAAACGAAGAGUUUGUAUCACAGAAGUCUAAGAAUUAUACAAGUAGUACUAAAAAAGUUGUCAUUCCCGAGGGGUAUAAAUUUAAUGACGUUGUUUUCACGAAAAAAGGAGCGACAAGAAAAUCUCAUUCAACCCAGACCCGUGUUCCGCUAGAUAAAUCAUUAUACACCGCAAAGAUUAGCAAAUGUGGACGAUUUGUGAAAUUAACAUUACAUUUUCCGGACUGGUCCAUUGAAUAUUACGGCAAUUAUGAAGUUGAAGCUGUUAAAAAGAACGGGAAAGAUGCACCACUUUAUCUCAAAGCGUUUUAUUUAACUCAAAGUUCGAUUUCGAUCCAAGCGCGAUCUAUGGAAGUCCAUCUGGGCCAGAGAGCCAAUGCUACUUCCAUUCCGAUGCGUUGCAAUCGAUGUCAGUUCGGCUCUAUUAUGGUGCGGGCGAAUGAUGGCAGCAUCUAUGUGUUGGAUACGGCUAAAUAUCGCAAAAGACAUUACAUUGACAAUCAACUAAUAUUAGAAAUUGAAGUCGAAGGCAAUACGCCGCAAGGUUUCGGCGAUUACUUUGCGCUUAUGUACAAUGGGGAUGGCUAUGAAGAAAAAGUACGACUUUUGACUGUUUUGUGUAAGUAA
This is a messenger RNA of Vanessa tameamea, 1514 nucleotides long. RefSeq lists its product as uncharacterized. The record is from RefSeq and is a predicted model, not a curated record. The transcript has 12 exons. Lineage: Eukaryota; Metazoa; Arthropoda; Insecta; Lepidoptera; Nymphalidae. Bases 54 to 1514 code for a protein of 486 amino acids.